AUGGAUACCUUCUUUAGAGAAUGUGACAACUUUAAGAAUGCAAAGCUCACACCUCCUGAUGUCCUAUUGGAUAACUUGGUUGCCGAAUUCAAGGAGGCUCAUCCCGAGGUGACACCUUUGACCAGGGAAGACAUUUUGUACUAUUAUCACAUCUGCUAUGAUUUGUCUAACGGAUAUACGUUUUUACAGGAUAUCAAGAUUGAAGACUCCAAGGUGCAAUUGAUGUUGUACAGUUUCUUGGACGUGGAGGACUUUGAAGAUCUCUCAAGUCCAAUUCUGUCGGUAGCCCAGGAAUUGAGUUUGAGCGAAGAUCUAGUGACCAAUUGGUUUGAUAUCUUUAAAUUGUUGAUGGACAUUCCAUUCCCUAAAGAAGGUGAAGUCAACCGUUGCCCCAUUUCUCCUCGGGAAUAUAACGGGUUUCAAAUCGGAAUUGAAGCUGUCUCUGAGCAGAUCAACGACACGGUUGAAAAAUUAUCUUUAGGUAAUUUUUUCAACCGUGAGAGCGGUAAUAAAGAAGGGUCAACAAAGAGUUCAUCACCCAACAACAAUUCCACUAGUGAAAAGCAGCAGAACAACAAAAAGAAGGAUAACAACAAACCUCCUUUUGCAUUUGAGAUUGACCUCACCCCCGGUCGGUUGUUCAAUAUAGGAUUCGUGGUGGUUGUAUUAGGAUACUUAUGGGCCAGAGUAUACUCGGAACGCUUUGUGGAAGUUACCUUCCAGAAGUUUACCACAGAUUUCUUGGAAAAAGGAUUGGUCAGUAGAUUGUUGGUGGUGAAUAACAAGACUGUAACCAUUGUUUUACAUGAUUCUGCAAAGGGUGAACGCUCCGCAGAAUACUAUUUCACUAUUGGGUCGGUUGAGUCAUUUGAAAAUGCCUUGAAACAAGUUCAAGAUCAAUUGAAUAUUGACCAAUCAGCCAGAAUACCAGUUGUUUAUACGACUCUGGGUUCCACCGCCAAAUUCUUGAUCAAUUUUGUUCCAACUAUUCUCUUGUUAUCCAUAAUCUACUAUAUGGGUAAAAGAGCCAGUAAUAUGGGAGGAAUGGGAGGACCAUUAGGAUUUGCAAAGUCCAACGCUAAGAAGUUCAAUCAAGAAACUGAUAUUAAAGUUCGGUUCAAAGAUGUGGCUGGUAUGAACGAAGCUAAAGAAGAAGUCAUGGAAUUUGUUAAGUUUUUAAAGAGCCCUGAAAAGUAUGAAAAACUUGGUGCCAAAAUUCCCAGAGGUGCCAUUUUGUCUGGACCUCCAGGUACUGGUAAAACGUUGCUUGCAAAGGCAACUGCUGGCGAAGCAGAUGUUCCAUUCUAUUCAGUCUCUGGUUCAGAAUUCGUAGAAAUGUUCGUUGGUGUUGGUGCUUCCAGAGUCCGUGAUUUAUUUAAAAUGGCACGAGAAAACGCUCCUUCUAUUGUUUUUGUUGAUGAAAUCGACGCUAUUGGUAAAGCUAGAACUAAAGGGAAUGCUAAUGGUGCUAAUGAUGAAAGAGAAACAACCUUGAAUCAGUUAUUGGUUGAAAUGGAUGGUUUUGAUACCUCCGACCAUGUUGUGGUUUUAGCUGGUACCAACAGGGUAGACAUUUUGGAUAAGGCUUUAACAAGACCAGGAAGAUUUGACAGACAUAUUACUAUUGAUAACCCCGAAUUGAGUGAUCGUAAGGAUAUCUUUGAUGUCCAUUUGAAGAAGAUCAAGUUGAGAGAAAACGUUGACCAUGACUUAUCUGGAAGAUUGGCAGCUUUGACUCCUGGGUUCUCUGGUGCAGAUAUUGCAAAUGUGUGUAAUGAAGCUGCCUUAAUUGCUGCCAGAUAUAAUCAAACUUCAGUGGACUUGAAGCACUUUGAGUUGGCCAUUGAAAGAGUCAUUGGUGGAAUCGAGAAGAAGUCUAAGGUAUUACUUCCAGAAGAGAAAAAGAUUGUGGCAUACCACGAAGCUGGACAUGCCAUUUGCGGUUGGUACUUGAGAUAUGCUAAUCCUUUAUUAAAGGUUUCUAUUGUUCCAAGAGGCCAAGGUACUUUGGGAUACGCUCAAUACUUACCUCCAGACCAGUAUCUUUUGAAUACCAAGCAAUUGGUUGACAGAAUGAUUAUGACUUUGGGAGGCCGUGUUUCCGAAGAAUUGUUUUUCAAAUCAGUUACUGGCGGAGCUCAUGAUGAUUUCAAGAAGGUCACCCAGAUUGCCCAGUCAAUGGUAUUGAGAUACGGUAUGUCUCCUGCAAUUGGAAUGGUCAAUUAUGCUGAUACUCGGUCGCAAGAUAAUUUGACCAAACCAUUUAGUGAUGAGACCAACAAAAUUAUCGAUGAAGAAAUUGAGAGAAUUGUCAGCGAAUGCUAUGAAAAGUGCCGGGACUUGUUACAGGAAAGAAGAACUGAAGUGGAGCUUGUUGCUCUGGAAUUAUUGAGGAAAGAGUUCAUUACCAGACAAGACAUGAUUAGGCUUCUCGGAAAGAGACCAUUUCCAGAAAACAACGAUGCUUUUGAUAAGUACCUCGACAGCAAGCCACCAUACCAAGACUUGCAACAACCAGAUGAACCUGCUAAUGCAUAA
Messenger RNA from Yamadazyma tenuis ATCC 10573, 2538 nucleotides. It is a transcript of the gene YTA12, whose product is annotated as m-AAA protease subunit. Gene Ontology annotation, molecular function: ATP binding; ATP hydrolysis activity; metalloendopeptidase activity. Lineage: Eukaryota; Fungi; Ascomycota; Pichiomycetes; Serinales; Debaryomycetaceae. Gene Ontology annotation, cellular component: membrane; m-AAA complex. The record is from RefSeq and is a predicted model, not a curated record. Gene Ontology annotation, biological process: mitochondrial protein processing.